Calypte anna (Anna's hummingbird) is the source of this 725-nucleotide messenger RNA. It is a transcript of the gene SELENOM, whose product is annotated as selenoprotein M. The transcript is spliced from 6 exons. Gene Ontology annotation, molecular function: oxidoreductase activity. Lineage: Eukaryota; Metazoa; Chordata; Aves; Apodiformes; Trochilidae. Gene Ontology annotation, cellular component: endoplasmic reticulum lumen. The record is from RefSeq and is a predicted model, not a curated record.
GAGUGUAGCGUGUGCGCGUGCCCGGCCCGUGGCGUGACGUGGCGGCGGGGGGAUGCGGCGAGUGGUGUCGCUGCCGAUGUCGCCGUCGCUGCCGAUGUCGCUGUCGCUGCUUUUGGCGGCGCUCGCGUUGGGGGACGGAUCGAGACCUCCCGAGCUCCGCGAGGGCAAACUGCGGGACCUGGCCAGGGGCAAGGUGGAGACCUGCGGCGGGUGACGGCUGAACCGCCUGAGGGAGGUGAAGGCCUUCGUCACCCAGGACAUCCCCCUCUACCAUAACCUCGAGAUGAAACACCUGCCUGGUGCUGACCCUGAGCUUGUGCUUCUCAGCCACCGAUAUGAGGAGCUGGAGAGAAUCUCCCUGAGUGACAUGACACGGGAGGAGAUCAACCAGCUGGUGCAGGAUCUGGGCUUCUACCGCAAGGAAACACCUGAUGCCCCUGUGCCUGAGGAGUUCCAGUUUGCCCCUGCUAGGCCUCUGCCAACCCUGCUUCCCCACCAAGCUUCAGCUGCUGGUAGCAAGACACCACCUGACCGUGACUCCCAGAACUGGGCAGUGGUAUCCUACCUGAGUGGGACAGAAUGAAACCCUCAGCAGAAAGCCCCAGGUGCUGAGGGUAGAUGUGCUGAGUCCCAGAGGUGGGAGAGCUGCCUUGGGUGGGGUAUGGCUUUACACCUCAGCGGGCUUGUCUUGUAUUGAGUCCCCAGUAAAACCCUUGUGUAAGAUU